Etheostoma spectabile (orangethroat darter) is the source of this 8942-nucleotide messenger RNA. It is a transcript of the gene cabin1, whose product is annotated as calcineurin binding protein 1. The record is from RefSeq and is a predicted model, not a curated record. Gene Ontology annotation, cellular component: nucleus. Gene Ontology annotation, molecular function: nucleosome binding; protein binding. Gene Ontology annotation, biological process: chromatin organization. The transcript is spliced from 40 exons. The coding region runs from base 232 to 7038 and encodes 2268 amino acids. NCBI's taxonomy places the organism in Eukaryota, Metazoa, Chordata, Actinopteri, Perciformes, Percidae.
UACUAAUUGGCGGGUAGCAUGCUGUGACGCAAACGCUCGUAACGUUAACAACAACAAAGGAUGAUGAAUAAAUGAAGUUUCAAACUAGCUUUGUACCCACGUCCACUUAUGACCGCAGUGUUGUUUAGAGUUUGCUUCCUUUCUGUGUUAAUAAAAACGUUGCAAAUGCAUUUAACACAGGAAUGAACGGUCAAAUCAAAAGCUACAAACUGACGGUGGAAGGUCUUUAAAAUGAUUCGCAUAGCAGCACUGAAUGCUGCUUCCGCAGCUGCAGAUGAGUCUCAAGACCCCUUGAGAAGCAGCAAGAGUCAGACAAAAGAGGCUCAGGAAGCUGAAGCAUUUGCUCUGUAUCACAAAGCCUUAGAUCUGCAAAAACAUGACAAGUUUGAGGAUUCUGCCAAGGCCUAUCAUGAACUUCUCAAAACUCCACUGCUCAAAGAGGCCAUGCCUUCUGAUGAUCAUAAAGUGGGUCUCAAGCAUCCCGGAUUGAUGUUGAAAUAUUCUACUUUUAAAAACUUGGCUACUAUGGCUGCAUUGCGUGAAGACCUGGAGACCGCUAUGGAGUUUUAUUUGGAGGCAGUUAUUUUGGAUUCCACUGACGUGAACAUGUGGUACAAAAUUGGUCAGGUGGCUGUGCGACUGGUGCGCAUUCCACUGGCUCGACAUGCCUUUGAGGAGGGAUUGCACUGUAACCCGGACCACUGGCCCUGCUUGGACAACCUCAUAACUAUUCUUUACACACUCAGUGACUACACCUGCUGUUUGUACUUCAUUGCCAAAGCCCUAGAAAGGGAUCAUUGUUACAAUAAAGGCCUGGUGUUGAAGGAGAAGAUUUUUGCUGAGCAGCCCUGUCUGAAGAGGGACACAAUGCAGAUGUUCAUGAAAUGUGAUAUGUCUAUUCACUACGUAGAAGUGGAGGUAGAGGAAUGCAAAUCCAUUGUGGAAGAGGCACUGGAGUUACGGAAGCGUAGAAAGGCUCUCUCUCACUGCGAACCAAAACCUGACCUUGUCCUGAUUCAGCCCAUCCGCUGCCUCUCAUGGAAGCAUGUGGGUGAAAGCCUUCUUGCAAUGUACAGACAUCAGACCACCUGUGAGCCACCACGCCCAAGUCUUGGCCGCAGAAUUGACUUGUCAGAGUACCGGGACCCAAACUUCCUCCAGAACCUCCCCCAACCAAGCAGCCCUGUAAGUAUGGGCCAGACCACCGUGUUGAGCAGCAGCCCCAGCUCAUCUUUGCCGCCAAUGGCCCUCCCUGAGCCAGCAGUGCUACCCCAACCUAGCACUCAACCUCAGAUCACCCCCGCCCAGAACACAGUAGAGGUCACCACUUCUGCUCCCCCUGUCGUGGCAGCAAUGGAAGUUUCACUCACAGAUAAAGUAAAGAAAGCUCCGAAAAGGAAACGUGUGGUUGAAGAUAGUGGGGAGACAGCCAAGCGACGUUCGGCACGUGUCCGAAACACAAAAUGCAAGAAGGAAGAGAAGAUUGAUUUUCAGGAACUGCUUUUUAAAUACCUACCUUCCAGGCUAAAGAAGUUUGAUCCUGAUAAUGAUGAUGAAAGUCUGAGUAAUCUUGAAGCGCAGUGUGAUGGGAAGGAGGACAUGCAGCCUUUACAUGGGAGUUGCUUGCCUGCUCACUCAGUUCAAUACAUGGAAUCUGAACAACAGGAUGUCCACAACUUCCUGCUCAGUAACAUGACCAAUGGUGGUAUACUGGACGUCAUGAUGCGCUAUCUGAAAGCAGUGGGCCAGAAGUUCACAAUGGAGUGGCCUAGGGGGCUGACUGCUGUGGUACUGGAGCUCCAUCAGAGCUGGAGGAAGCACAGCAGUGGUCUUCCUAACCCUCUGCUUCGGGACUGCAGCAACCAACACAUCCGGGAAAUGUUGGCAAUGAGCUUAGCGUGUAUGGAGUUGCAGUUGGAGCAAUGGUCACACAACAAAGGGAAGACUGUGUCCCCAAGAAGAAGCAGCAUUGGUCUUGGAAGUGAUGCAGCUGACUCAGAAUUCCCUGGGCAACACUUCCAGAGUGAUUUGUUGCUUCUGGCCUUAGGUUCAUCCCAAAAAGACCUGUUUGAGGAUGACUGGCUGGAUGUCAUGGUGCGUGUCUACUGGCUCAAGGCACGAUUCUUGGCCCUGCAGGGAGACAUGGAGUUGGCCCUGGAGAGCUAUGAUGUCUGUGUAGGUUUGUUGCAGAGCAAACCAAAGACCCCCGAAGGGAAACCUUACACCAUCAGCCUGCCUAACCUGCGUGUAGAUGCAGCAAUCUCCGUGGAAGAGAUUGACAAGAGGCUGAAGUCUCUGGAGCGCUGUCAGUCUUUGGAGGAGAUCCAGCGUUUCUUUGAGUCUGCAGACUUUGAUUCUGUUGUGCGCCUGCUGCAGCCCACUCUUAAUUAUGGCAGCAGGAGUAAACCUCUGGAGUUGGUGAGCUCAGCACCAGAACGGCCUGCUCAACUGAUGCUACUGCAGAACUCACUGUUGAAACUGCAGGACUACCGGCAGUGUUUGGAGUGUAGUGAGCUGGCUCUGAAUGAGGCUCUGCAGCAGCUCAACUCUGCAUCAAACCACUCUCCCCCUAGUAAGGAGGAGUGGGUCAGUACUAUUGUAAAGUUGCUGGAUGGCACCGAGGUCUGCGUCACCAAAGACUCUGAGCUUCUAAGCAAUGUUCCCCACUUGGCUCGACUGGCAAAUAAUCUAAUUCAGCUGAUUGAUCUUAGCAUGAACAUUUCCGACGAUCCCAAAGAUCCUUAUUUCUUCUCGGUUCUACCUUGGAUUAUCUUGUAUCGUAUUAUCAAACAUGAGGAGGCUGCUUUUAACUGUAUGCUUCGCCAGCAUAUGUCUGUAGGAGAUGAUGAAGAUGGCUCAGACACUCCCAUGCUGCCCUCCUCCCUGAUGCUUCUGAACACAGCCCAUGAGUAUCUUGGUCGUCGCUCUUUGUGCUGCAACUCAGACGGCGCUCUCCUCAAGUUCUAUGUUCAAGUUUUAAAAAAAGAGGUUGCAGCCUCUUCCAACAAUGACUCUCAUCCCUACAAAGAGGAGUUGGAGAUGGCCCUGGAACAGUGCCUUUUCUGCCUAUAUGCCUACCCCAGUAAGAAGAGCAAGGCCCGAUACCUUGAGGACCACUCAUCUCCACAGGUUGAGCUGCUGUGGUGUGAUGCUCUCUUCAUGUUCCAGUAUUUCAAACCAAAGUCACUGCCUGAGUUUGACAGCUAUAAGACAAGCACAGUGUCUGCAGAAUUGGCCAAUUUGCUGAGGAGGUUUUCUGGCAUCGCCCCUAUAAGUGACACCCCCAUCCUCACCAUGGAUGAAGUGGCAGCCUACAUUGAGGGAAUAACAGAAAAGGCGCCAUGCCUUCCUGAGGGUAGUGCUCCUGCACCUCCAAUCAUUGAUGAGAUGUACUAUCUGUUGGCUGAUUACCAUUUCAAGAACAAGGAGCAGUCCAAAGCCAUCAAGUUCUAUAUGCAUGACAUAUGCGUGUGUCCCAACAGGUUUGACUCCUGGGCAGGGAUGGCUUUAGCUAGGGCCAGUCGUAUUCAGGAAAAGCUCAACUCCAAUGAGCUGAAAAGUGACAUUCCGAUAUGGAAACACUCCCAGGCAGUGCUUAACUGCUUUAAGAGGGCCCUGGAAAUAGACAGCUCCAACCUGUCUCUCUGGAUCGAGUAUGGUACCAUUUCAUAUGCGCUCCAUACAUUUGCCUCGCGGCAGCUCAAGCAGUGGCGUGGUGAGCUCCCCCCAGAGGUGGUUAAACAGAUGGAAGAAAGGAGAGACUCUAUGUUGGAGACAGCGUUCCUGUGUUUCCAGGGUGCUUCCCGUUGUGAGGGUGACAGUGAUGAAGAAGAGUGGCUCAUUCACUACAUGCUCGGGAAGAUAGCAGAGAAACGCAAACAGCCUCCAGCGGAAUAUCUGCAGCUUUACAAAAAGGCAGCACACUAUCUGCAUGAAGAAGCUGCCAGGUAUCCCCGGAAAAUCCAUUACCAUAAUCCUCCUGACCUGGCCAUGGAGGCCCUGGAGUUGCAUUUCCGUCUCAGUGCCACCACCCUAAAACUAUUAGAGGGCAAUGUGCCUGAUCUGGAACACGAGGUCUUGUUCAGAUUGCUGGUUGAGGCAGCUGUUGGGCCAUUUGCCAGGGGGGAAGAGAAGAGUAUGCCAAGCAUGCCUAGGUCACUUGAAAAGGAGAAACCCACUUCCAUGAUGGAUGGAGACUUUAAUUACUCAUCAGUUUGCAUAGGGAACGUCCUCAGCUCCUCCCAUCCAUCAGCUGCCACCCCAGGUCUGACAUCCCCUCCUUACGUGGCCACGCCAUUUGACCACGAUUACGCCAAACGCAAAACACUCCGACGGCAGCAGUGGCAGCAACAGCGGCAUGAGGAGCAGCAGGCUGAUGCCUCACCAGACUUUGACCAUGCUUACUGCCUGCCCAGGUCUCCAAUGUGGCUGGCUUCCCUGAAUGAGCGCAGUCAGGACAGUGAGGUGGUGAUGCUCUCUGACUCCAACUCCACCCAGGAUGCCUUCACAGAUCCCACCAGCUCACAAGACAGCAGCCACAAACCUGCUUCUGGGAAAGCCAGUUCAUCAUCGUCAGAAAGUACAACCCCUGUAAAGGACGGCCAGUUUGCAUCUGAGGACACAGCAUCACAUGGAGAACAUUCUGGCAUCCAAGCAGAAGAAAAGGUUAUCCAGGAAGAAAUAGAAGCUGUGGUGAUGACCCUCCCUGAGGCUUCAGCCCCCAAGCUUUCUGCGGACCCUUGUCCUCAUCCUCUGCCUGUUCCAGCCACCCCUCCAAAGGCAGCCCACUCUCUACAGGCUGCUCCUCAAACCCCCGCCAGUGAGGGAAAAAAGAAGCCAGAGCCCCCCGCUGAGGUUAUUGAGGUGCCCAAGGCCCUGCCCACCGACCGUGGCGACCAGAGACAAAUGUUGGUAGAAAUGUGCGUCCGUGCUCUCUUCCUCUGCCUCAGCCGCUUCCCUCAGCACUACAAGAGUCUUUACCGAUUGGCCUUCUUCUACACCAACAGCAAGACCCACCAGAACCUACAGUGGGCCCGAGAUGUGUUGCUAGGAAGCAGUGUCCCAUGGCAACAGCUGAAGCACAUGCCAGCACAAGGACUUUUCUGUGAAAGAAACAAGACAAACCUGUUCAAUCAGCUUUUUCCCUCACCCGCAACAGGAAGCAGGAAAAACAAGGUGUGUUUACUUAGUAUGUUUAUGGUGGCCAGCUGGAGAGACACGACCAGAGUUGAAAGACAGGAAAGAAAGACGGGCAUCUGGCGUAUUCCAGUAGAUGAGAUUGAUCGCCCCGGAAGUUUUGCAUCUCAUAUGAACAGAUCCAUUGUCCUCUUACUGGAGGUGCUGUCUCAGCUUAAGGAUCACGAUACUCUGUUGAAAGUCUCUUUCAUGCUGCAGAGAACCCCUGACCAGGGAAAGAAGUAUUUACGGGAUGUUGAUCGCCAGGUUUUGGCCAAGAGAGCAUUUUUCCUAACUGUAAAAGUCCUGGAGGACAAUCUGAACAGUCUCACUGGGGUGUCUGAGCAGCUUCACAAAGCGCCUGGGCCCUCCAUGGGGGAGAUGACCACAACGGACGCAUCCAACAGGCCACGUUCAGAGGACAGCAAACAUGCACUGCCUAAGAAGCCUGGACUUACAGAGGGAGCCUGCGUCACUGACACAGGGCCCAGUGAAGCCUCUCAGGCACAACUCACCCCAUCACCACUAUCCAUGGAUAAAGGGAGUAAAGUUCAGGAGAUCUAUCUUGGCAAGGUGGAGACUGCUGGCAGUGAGGGGCACAAAGCAGGGUUGGAGGAACCAAUGGAGCUGGACACUUGCCGCUGGAUGAGGCCCUCUAAUACCACAGAUUCUCAAGGCAACCAAGUGGAGGCUGAGACCUCCCUGAGUGCAGCGGAGUCCCAGCAGAAAGUGACUGACAGCAGCCGGACACCAGAGCUGUCCCUAGAGGAGCUAAGUAUCAGCUCCAGGCAGCAGCAGCUCCAAGCCUUGGCACCAAAGGUCACCAUGGCAGCCACUGGGACUGAUCAGGGUUUACCACAUAGGCCAAACAGGAAAAGGAAGAUUCUUGAAGAUGCGGAGUCCGGAAAAACGUUACUGCUUGAUGCCUAUAGAGUGUGGCAGCAAGGCCAGAAAGUCAUGACGUACGACCUAGCACGCAUUGAGAAGAUCAUGUCAGAGACUUAUAUGCUCAUAAAACAGGUUGAUGAGGAUGUAGCCCUGGACCAAGCUGUGAAGUUCUGCCAGAUACAGUUGGCCACUUCUUCCCAAAGACAGCAGUCUGCAGGCGAUGCCCCGACUACACCCAAGUACAGCAAGGAGCACCGAGACCUCUUCUUCCCUGCCUCUCUGCCGACUCCUGUCCUCCUCAGCCACGGUGCCUGCCACCCGCUGUCCAGCCCGGAGGGUCAGGCCAAAGUGGUGUACGAGCCGUUGAGCAAGUUGUCCAGACCUCAAGCUUCGGGCUUCCACGAUCAAGCACAGCACCGGAGAGCAGCUAGCCUCCCUGCUGCAGCCAUGGCCUUCCUACCACACACAGAGGAGCGGGAGGAGCACUCGGAGGGACUUUCGUACCGACAGCAGGAGUCACACCUUUGUCAUCAGAUGAAACUUGCCACUGUUUCCCAGGGGCAAGAGUCCGCAGCAGGCUGGUUCCAGGAGGAAAUGGCCACAUGUAGCACCGCACAACCUUGCCCAGACCAGCAGCAGUAUGCCAGCGAUGAGCAGUCAAAGCUUCCAGACCCCAGUCGAAUCCGCUCCCGCGUCCCAGCCAACAUGCCAAAGCUUUUCAUUCCUUCCACCGUUACCAAGUUUCCGCCAGAAAUCACAGUAACACCUCCAACACCCACACUUCUCUCCCCUAAAGGCAGCAUCUCAGAGGAAACCAAACAAAGACUUAAGAACGUCAUCCUGUCAUCUCAGUCUGCAGCCACAGUCAAAAAGGACACCCUGAGCCAGCCGGCGCUGGAGGUGCAGGAGACAUCCAGCCAGGAGUCGUCUCUAGAGAGCGAGUCGGAUGAGGAAGACGAUUACAUGGACGUCUGAGCCUCUCUCAAGGCUGUGUGUGUGUGUGUGUGUGUGUGUGUGUGUGUGUGUGUGUGUGUGUGUGUGGGUGUGGUGUGUGUUUGUGUGUGUGUGUGUGUGUGUGUGUGUGUGUGUGUGUGUGCACUGCAGCUGCUGUCUACGUUGAUGCUAUUGCUCCCUCAUGUGCAUUAUAGGAAAACCUCCCAAACUUGUCAUGUCGCCGUGUUGCUCUGCUUGUCAGCAGCGAUGGAGUAAAGGGCAGACGAUGAUGGCUUUAGUCUCACAUCAUCUAUAAUGUGCCAUUUAUGCAUAUCACACAUUAACGAGCUCUCCUGCACCCCAACGUUCACUGGAUCUGGCAAGAAGGCCUUUCUGCCUUCAAAGCCAACCAGUCCUGCGUUUAUGCAUUUUAUUUAUUUUUUUAUGUUCUGUUCUAACUGUAUCUCCUAACUGCAGCUUAACCUUUGUCUGAGAACUUGCCAAUCUGAGGUGCCUCGGACUGGACUGAUGCUCAGGAGCAUGUGCCUGCUGUCCAUCACUUUGAUCACUUACUUUGGCAUGAGAAUUUCAUCUCCAAGAUACAUUGCAUUGGUACGUCGUCUAUUUAAUCAACACAAGGGUGAAAUAAAGACAAUCGGCUGCAUUCGAGGUUCUCGAGGUCUGUGUAACUAAAGGGCCACAGCCUCACAACCUGUAGCAGAAAUGUUUACACUAACGUUUGGGAUGUUUUUCAGUUAGCACUUAGCUUUGUGCUAUUAUUUUGUAAUAUUUUGUUCUAUGCGUAUAUUUUUCUUUUCUUUGGUGUGCAUUUGUAGCUAAGAGGAACAGUUCUUACUAGGAAGUCGUCAUGUCACCAGCACUGAUCUGAAUGAAAUGGAAAGGGGUUUCAGUUAUUAUGAAUUAACUUUUGUACAUAUCACAAUCCAAAUAUCUUUCCAAUGUUUUUGGCCUUUAAUGGGUUCAGUAUUAAGCUGGAGAAGCGUGUGCUUGUGUGAGAGUGUAAACAUUAAGGUUCAAUUUCAGUCAACCCAGGAAGCGAGUCACGGCCAGGAGAAUCGCUCGCUCCUGAUUUCAGUGGAAUUGAAAUGCACGCAGAAGAAGACUUGCUAAUGAUGCCUUUGCAUUAAAAACCAUUUUGGUAAAUGUGUCAUAAUAAGACAACAGAAUGUUUUUUACAGAUUGUUUUCUAUAAAAAAGAAAGAUGUUUACUGAUUGUUUCUUGAGAGCUGUCCAAAGUUUUUUGGAAAAGGACACAAAUGAAUAAUUGUAAACUAUCACACAAAAAAAGUUUGUAUUUUAUUUCAUUGUUUUUGUUUAUUUCUUUGGUGUAACAUAUUUUUCUAUUGUUCUUGUGGGAAUGUACCAUGACUAAAAGAGUGACCGGGUUGAGAUCCCCCCCCACCUCUCUCUAUUCUGUCUGGACUGAAUGCGUUAUAGAUGUUGAACCAAAAAUAUAUUUGAGAAACACAAUAUUUGUUCUGUGUGCUGCUUAAUAUCCAGAUCUGUAUAGAAUGUUAUCAACAUGGGUCCUUGCUUCCAAUGAGACGAUGGUUUCAUUUGUUGUCUGUAUGAACUUAACUGUCAGCACAGCUCAGCCCUCCUGGGCUUCUGAGAAAAACAGUUAGGUAGCACCAUCUGGGACUGCUGUAACAAUGGUUUAUUAUAAGACAUAUGGAUACAUAAUGUGUACUGAUGCUUAAAAUCAACAUUCUCAACAUUUAUCUAUAGAGCAAAACUACCAGCGUCCUGCAACAUGUACAGUAUAACUACUUAAACACAGUUGCCUGACAACAGACUGACGUUCUUUCAUUGUUAAGAUGCUAACGUGAUGUUAUAUGUAUGAUGUUGUAUGGAACUGGACAAAAUGAAUAAGCAAAGACUAAAUAUUGUUAUGAACACAUUAAAAACCUAAUGGGGUAACCUAA